GAGAGCGCCCGGCCACACUGCGAAUGCGACCAGCCCGAGACAACGCAUCAGGUGCGAGUAGCCUGCAGGUUCCCGCUGACUUGGCGCGGAGCGCUUCGUCACGCCUGCCCUUCCCGCCCGACCCGCCGGCCCACCGGCCCCCGAGCGCCCCUCCGACGGAGUCCUCAGGCCUUUUCACCGUGGCCGCUCCAGCUCCGGGAGCGCCUUCUCCUCCCGCCACUCUGGCGCACCUUCUUCCCGCCCCGGCCAUGUACAGCCUGCUGGAGACUGAGCUCAAGAACCCCGUGGGGCCACCCACCCCGGCGGCAGGCGCGGGCGGCCCCGCAGCCCCCGGCGGCGCAGGCAAGAGUGGCGCGAACGCAGCCGGCGGGGCGAACGCAGGCGGCGGCAGCGGCGGGGGCGCGAGCGGCGGCGGCGGGGGCGGCGGGGGCAGCGAUCAGGACCGCGUGAAGCGGCCCAUGAACGCCUUCAUGGUGUGGUCCCGCGGGCAGCGGCGCAAGAUGGCCCUGGAGAACCCCAAGAUGCACAACUCUGAGAUCAGCAAGCGCUUGGGCGCCGACUGGAAACUGCUGACCGACGCGGAGAAGCGGCCGUUCAUCGACGAGGCCAAGCGGCUGCGCGCCGUGCACAUGAAAGAGUACCCGGACUACAAGUACCGGCCGCGCCGCAAGACCAAGACGCUGCUCAAGAAGGACAAGUACUCGCUGCCCGGCGGCCUGCUGCCCCCCGGCGCUGCGGCCGCCGCUGCGGCCGCCGCUGCCGCCGCCGCCGCCAGCAGCCCGGUGGGCGUGGGCCAGCGCCUGGACACGUACACACACGUGAACGGCUGGGCCAACGGCGCGUACUCGCUGGUGCAGGAGCAGCUGGGCUACGCGCAGCCCGCCACCAUGAGCAGCCCGCCGCCGCCGCCCGCGCUGCCGCAGAUGCACCGCUACGACAUGGCCGGCCUGCAGUACAGCCCCAUGAUGCCGCCCGGCGCCCAGAGCUACAUGAACGCCGCCGCCGCCGCCGCCGCCGCCUCGGGCUACGGGGGCAUGGCGCCCUCCGCCGCGGCCGCCGCGGCCGCCGCCUACGGGCAGCAGCCCGCCACGGCCGCCGCCGCCGCGGCCGCCGCCGCCGCCAUGAGCCUGGGCCCCAUGGGCACGGUGGUGAAGACCGAGCCCAGCUCGCCGCCGCCCGCCAUCGCCUCGCACUCGCAGCGCGCCUGCCUCGGCGACCUGCGCGACAUGAUCAGCAUGUACCUGCCGCCCGGCGGGGACGCGGCUGACGCCGCGUCGCCACUGCCAGGCGGCCGCCUGCACAGCGUGCACCAGCACUACCAAGGCGCCGGGACUGCCGUCAACGGAACCGUGCCGCUGACCCACAUCUGAGCGCCAGCCUGCGCUCGCCGCCCCUCCGCCCCACCCCGCCCCGCACCCCCGAGUUGGGACGCCUUGUUUAGCUUUGCUUGCCUGGGACUGUUGCCUUGUACCGUUGAUGGGGAGGACAGAAAGUUUUGCAGUAGCUGUCGGGUUUUGUACAAAAGCAAAAAGGAGUCCGGGAGCAGCGGAAAUGGGACUUUCUAGAGCUCGCCGGCCCCUCGCCGCUGCCCCUCCCUCCCCUUUUGUAGGCUGGGAAUCGCUGUGUCGUUUGCAAAGAAAAAGCAGCCCCCCUCCUCCUCCUCCUCCUCUUCCUCCUCCUCCUGUGUUCCUGGAUUUUUCUGUUGCAUUUGAAAAUAUUGUCUCGUUAGUUUGCUGUUAGCCGAGGAGUGAGUGAAUGGGAGAAGCGUACUCUCGGGUGAGGCUGGCCUGAGAACUGCAACGCCCCCAGUCGCGCUGCAUCUGUUUUCCUCGUGGGCUUGGGGGCGGGAGGUGGGGGGCUGGCCGCGCAGAGCGGCGCGGCAGCCGAGGGCCGAUGUUAAUUUAUAGCCAGGUGUGCGUGUGUCUCCCGCCUCGCCGCCCCUGGCCGCGGGACAGCUUCUGUCCAGUCCGCAUUUAGGCUGUUGAGUUGGUGCUUUCUGCCGUGAUCUGUUUGAUAUUUCGUCGCGCUAAGGUAUUUGGAUUUCGUUUGGGUGGUAGGGAAGGGGCUGUUUUGUUUCAGGUUUUUCAAGGUUUUACUCUUAAUUCCUAAAUGAGAGAUCAAUAAAUUUUAUAACCAACAUAAUGGAGUCCUGGUAAUUUUGCGGGCCUAAAACUUGAGGUACGGGUUGGGGAGGGGACCAUCACUCGGUAUUGCGGCCCUGGACCCGUUCCGGGGCGGGGGGAAGGUGGCCUGCGGGGGGGGAGGGGGAGACGAGCGUGCUCUGAAAUGGUUUCUUUACAACUACUGGUGGUCCCCCAAACAGCGCCACUCGACAUUUUCAGCUGAAACUCGGAGGAGAAAGCGGUUUGUCUUCCCGGGAGCGUCUCUGGGGAGCGAGCACCCCGCGGCCACGCACUUGUUGCUCGCGGCGAGCGGUCGCGGGAUGAGGGCCGGAGGCGACGGCCACGCGGGGCAGGGAGAGGCCGCCGCCGCGGAGACCGGCCCCCACAGGGGCACCUUUACCUUUGUGCACCCGGGCGGGAAGACACUGGAGCUCAGGUGAAAUAGUUACAAAACGAAAACCCUUCGGAAAUCUCUAUUAGCCUCUUAAACAUAAAUGGUUGCAGGAAUCCCUCGCAGGAGAGGAGCACCUUUCAGCCGAGAUGGCUCAAGCAGUGGAGCCAGCGUUCAAGGCUGGAAGGUGUGGUUUUUUUGGUUUUGUGGGGUUUUUUUACAGGCCACCUGAGAUCUUACAGGCGCUCUCAAACUCCUCCGAUGGCUUUCUCUUUUGGACUUGUCAACCCAGUCCGCUGACUCCUUUUCUAGAAGAGGCUCCCUCUCAUCCCAAGCCUCGGGUUCGACCUCUUCCCUCCCCCCACCCUCCCUCCAUCCCUGACC
This is a messenger RNA of Sus scrofa (pig), 2898 nucleotides long. RefSeq names its product SRY-box transcription factor 3 (gene SOX3). Gene Ontology annotation, biological process: positive regulation of transcription by RNA polymerase II; neuron differentiation; brain development. NCBI's taxonomy places the organism in Eukaryota, Metazoa, Chordata, Mammalia, Artiodactyla, Suidae. The record is from RefSeq and is a predicted model, not a curated record. Gene Ontology annotation, molecular function: RNA polymerase II cis-regulatory region sequence-specific DNA binding; DNA-binding transcription activator activity, RNA polymerase II-specific. Gene Ontology annotation, cellular component: nucleus.